GUCGAAUGCCAGAAACACAUAAAGCUUCACUCUCCCCACAACCAUAGAUAUCAGAAGAGAAUUCCAAUCCAGGAGUCACAGCCACCAUGACCUCAGCACAACCCAAACCAGUGUCCUCACCUGCUCAGCCAGAAGAACCUCCAGCGAGAGUCAUCAAUGAGAACACAGACAUGUCCACUCUCACAGAUCAGGAGAUCAUGAAUCUCAUGGAGAAUAUGGAAAACCAAGAAAAUACUUCGGAUAAGCCGCUCGUAAGCACCCCUGUGCCGUUGUCUGUUAUCCGGGAAGAAUACUUGAAAGGUUCUCAACAAAUCGUGAAGAAGCUCGAUUACCUACAAGAGAACGGAUGGGACCAGGUAUGGAGAGCUCGAGGAGACGGCGAUUGCUUCUAUAGAUCAUUCACCCUGGCCUACCUCUUGAGAAUAUUACAUUCCCCCGAACCAGAUGUUGAAGCCAAUUUGGCAUAUGACGCUAUCCAACGUGCAUUGCCUGCCAUGGAGCAGUGUGGUUUUCAGAAGGACAUUUAUGAAGAGUUCCUCGAUCCUCUUUUGGCCCUUAUACGCUCCUUUGCAGAGUCAGAUGAGACCACUGCCAACGAAUACUCUAUCGUUCAAGCUCUUCAAGAUCCUGAGAGAUCCAACUACAUUGUUGUUUCUCUGCGACUCAUCACAUCGUCGUAUAUCCGCACCCAUGCUGAUCUUUUCUCACCAUUCUUAUUCUCUCCUACCACAUUUUUGCCUUUAUCUACAGAGGAAUUUUGCAGGCAAGAGGUCGAGCCUUGCGGUAAAGAAGCCGACAAUGCGCAAAUAAUGGCGUUGGCGGAAGCUAUGAAUGCCGGGGUGAGGGUCGCAUACCUGGACAGGAGCGAAGUGGGAGGGAAAACUAUCAACUGGGUAGAGUUCGGCAAGGAUACAAGUGAAAAUGCUCGCCCAUUGACAUUGCUGUAUCGACCCGGUCACUACGAUGUGGUUACUAAGGAUGUUCCACCAAAGGUUUAGUUCACGAGAUCAAUGCCCAUGAUGUAAUCAUCUCGAUUGUCUGUAGCCUCACAUGUAAUGUUGAUACCCAGAGCCCAGAAAACAAACCCGCCAGUGUCGAUAUUUAUGCAUUAUACUUGUUCAUA
Cryptococcus deneoformans JEC21 is the source of this 1123-nucleotide messenger RNA. RefSeq lists its product as hypothetical. The record is from RefSeq and is a predicted model, not a curated record. Gene Ontology annotation, cellular component: nucleus. The coding region runs from base 87 to 998 and encodes 303 amino acids. The transcript has 5 exons. Gene Ontology annotation, molecular function: cysteine-type deubiquitinase activity; ubiquitin binding. NCBI's taxonomy places the organism in Eukaryota, Fungi, Basidiomycota, Tremellomycetes, Tremellales, Cryptococcaceae. Gene Ontology annotation, biological process: protein K48-linked deubiquitination.